AUGCCAUAUGAAGAAUUAUUACCAAGGGAACUUAAAAAGGACAUUUUAAGAUAUCACAUGUUACCAGGCAUUGAAAGUCCGGACAGCCCAAGCUCAAUCAACACGCCAGAACCUCCUCAAUCUCCUACGGCAUCAUUAAGUUCAGAAUCAUCCGAUCCAAUCACUUCAAUAAUAACAUGUUCUUAUUUCCCCCCACAACCUCCACAACGAAAGAUGGCGCAUAUAGAUUCGAAUUUGAUCAAUCAUUUACACGUGGCCUUACCAAAAGGGUCCAUAAGAUGUUUCAAAGGUUGGGGUCCCAUAUUCGGUGAUUUAAAUGGUGAUAGCAAUGAUUUGGCCAUGACAAAUUUGGGUAAUUGGAGUUCAAGCAGUGGUUCUUACGAAAAUGUCGGAAUCCCUAAUCAUUUUAAAGUUGAGGAAUGGGAAGUAUUUCAGAUAAAGAAGAAGAAAGAAUAUGAAUUAUUAGGUAUAUAA
Molecule: messenger RNA, 474 nt
Organism: Funneliformis mosseae
Lineage: Eukaryota; Fungi; Glomeromycota; Glomeromycetes; Glomerales; Glomeraceae
Source: the annotation of a GenBank genome assembly